This is a messenger RNA of Wasmannia auropunctata (little fire ant), 1147 nucleotides long. Its product is annotated as multiple coagulation factor deficiency protein 2 homolog. The transcript has 7 exons. NCBI's taxonomy places the organism in Eukaryota, Metazoa, Arthropoda, Insecta, Hymenoptera, Formicidae. Bases 570 to 1070 code for a protein of 166 amino acids. The record is from RefSeq and is a predicted model, not a curated record.
UUAAUUAAUACAAUGCGAAUUGUUCAAGUUCUAAACUCGUGCUCUGUCGAUAGAGUCUGCAAUAAUGGCAUUACAAAUCAUGCAGCUCUGCUAUUGUGUCAUUUCAAUGUGCUGACAACAUUCGGCAUUUUAUCCAGCUCGAUAUAUAUAAUGUGUAUUCGAAAAUUCAACGUAGCUUUUCAAUCUGCAUUCCAACGUGGACGCACGAUUAAUUUUGCACCGUCCGAAAAAUUGGGAAGAAAGAGGAGAUUUAAGAGGAAGAAAGGAGGGAACAUUUCUCGUGGAAUGCCGCGAGCGGUAAUAAUAAGGUCGCAGCGAAACUACACGAAAACAAUGCGCAGUCGUCUGCAGCUUCAUCCUCGAGUCGAUAUAUUGAUUAGACAGUUAUCGAAAAAUGACACCAAUAUAGACGAUUGUUGACUGGACAGACUCCGAAUAUUUAUGACUGAAAGGCGCCAGGGAGAAGUCGCGAGUCGCGCGUCAAUUAACCGUUUGCGCCCCGCGUGUGUCCGCUGCAAAACCCGCUCCUCUGAUGUCUUCGCGGAAUUGUACAAUAUCGAGGUAGCAGAAUGAGGACAAUAUUUUUAAUCAACUUUUGCUUCGGCCUAGCGAUCGGCCACUUUCGUGGACCACAUCAUCCAAGGAGCAGCGUAUCCCAUCAUCAUUACACACCGGACACCAACGCACUCAAACUGACGCAAGACGAUCAGCUCCUUCACGAUACAACACAUCUGAAGGAAGACAUGGGUUCCAUAGCCGAUCAACUCGACUUUUCGAAAAUGACCGAACAAGAAAUAGAGUUCCACUAUUUUCAGAUUCACGAUGUUGACAAUAAUACAAAGUUAGACGGAUUAGAAAUUUUUCACGCUCUUCAACAUACGUUACACGAGAAUGACGAGGAAGAUGUCAUACAAUCGGAUCAAGACUUGAUUAUAGAACUGGUAGAUAAGGUAUUGGAAGAGGAUGAUUUAAACAACGAUGGAUAUCUAGAAUAUGUCGAGUAUGUAUUAGGAAGACAAAGGGAUCAUAUCGCUCAAGAGAAACGCAACAAGCUCAGAAUCGAAACGUGAAGAUUUUAAAUAUAAAUUUGCAUCACAGAGGAUGAUUUUUAAUUAUAUGUCAAUGCUUUAUGUCGUAAAAUUGAAUU